CAGCUAGGAGAGUGAGAGGCAGAAAGCGGGACGAAGUACGUUGGUGAGCCGAGGGCAACGGGGACACAACCAGGAAUCGUACAGCCAGAGCUGACCAGGGGCAAGGGGGACCCCGAGAGUUGCGAUCCACGCCAGAACAAGCGGAACAGUCAACACAGAAAUCAUCGAGCCGUCCCGAGUGGCACAUUUAGACACCUGUCAAAAAGAAGCAAUUUGAGAAGACUCGUCAAAAGUAGAUACCAUGUCGGAAACGGCAGCCGCGCCGCCUCCCCAGAAGGCUAAAAAGGGGAAAGGUGCAAAAAGGAGCGCGUCCACUCCCAAAUACGCGGAUAUGAUUAAAGCCGCUAUUCACGCGGAGAAAAACCGAACUGGGUCCUCCAGACAGGCCAUCCAGAAGUACAUCAAAAGCAACUUCAAGGUGGGAGACAACGCCGACUCUCAGAUCAAGCUAUCGCUGAAAAGACUAGUGGCCACCGGCACCCUGCGACACACCAAGGGCAUGGGGGCGUCCGGUUCCUUCAAACUUGCCAAGAUGGACGAGCCUAAGAAGGUGACCAAGCCACGGGCAGCCGAGAAGACCAAAAAGAAACCACCUCGAGCCGCUAAGCCCAAAAAGGUGGCCAAGCCUAAGAAAAUAGCCAAGUCUCCCGGAAAAGCGAAGAAGCCCAAGGCUGCAGAAAAGAAAGUGAAAAAGACGGCCGCCGAAAAGAAGAAAACGGCGGAAAAGCCCAAAAAGUCUGAAAAGGUUAAAAAGGCGAAAGCCACAAGGGCGAGCAAGCCCAAAAAAGUCAAGACGGCCAAGCCGAAAGCGAAGGCGAGCCCCAAAAAGGCAGGGAAAAAGAAGUAAAACAUCAUAUAUUUGUAUAUAGACUUUUUACAAAGGAGGACUGAUGUAAAAAAAAAGGGCAGACUUCUCUUUUCUAUCAGCUUUUACGGACUUUUUCUCCGGAUCUUUUUGUAGAAACCAAUGUUACAGUUCUGUGGCUACGGGAGCAGUUGACCCCCGACCACUACAUAUUUAUACUUUGUAUUGUUCUUAUGAUGAGCUUAAACUGUUAAGAGGGGGAUUGUUGUGUACGUUCACAAGCUUUGGUUAGACAUGAACGUAAACGAGUAGUAAUGAAAUUGGCCCUAUGAGUAAUCGUAUAUGGUAACGUGUUGUAAAAUCAUACAAACCAUGCUGAAAUUGUAAAUUAAUUGAAUAAUAAAACAAAAAUCGGCCAGUUGGA
Messenger RNA from Polypterus senegalus (gray bichir), 1229 nucleotides. RefSeq names its product histone H1.0-B-like. Gene Ontology annotation, molecular function: double-stranded DNA binding; nucleosomal DNA binding; structural constituent of chromatin. The record is from RefSeq and is a predicted model, not a curated record. Gene Ontology annotation, cellular component: nucleosome; nucleus. The coding region runs from base 242 to 847 and encodes 201 amino acids. Gene Ontology annotation, biological process: negative regulation of DNA recombination; chromosome condensation; nucleosome assembly. Lineage: Eukaryota; Metazoa; Chordata; Cladistia; Polypteriformes; Polypteridae. The transcript has a single exon.